Molecule: messenger RNA, 6540 nt
Organism: Eublepharis macularius
Lineage: Eukaryota; Metazoa; Chordata; Lepidosauria; Squamata; Eublepharidae
Gene: MIA3
Product: MIA SH3 domain ER export factor 3
Exons: 29
Coding region: 23-5989 (1988 amino acids)
Biological process (GO): vesicle cargo loading; protein secretion; endoplasmic reticulum to Golgi vesicle-mediated transport
Cellular component (GO): endoplasmic reticulum exit site; endoplasmic reticulum membrane
Molecular function (GO): protein binding
Source: RefSeq, a predicted model, not a curated record
CCGGCAGCCUGGCGAACGAAACAUGGCUGCGCUACCGCGGCGUCUCUUCCUGGCGCUGCAGCUCCUCGCUCUGCUCCUUUGCGCCCAGCCGCCCUCGAGCCAGGCCCGCCGGGAGCUGGACCGGCGUUUCGCCGAGUUCAAGCGCUGCGCCGACCCCGAAUGCAGCAUGUUAAUGUGUCGAGGAAAAGCAGUGAAAGACUUUCAAGGUCCAGAUUGUCGCUUUGUAGAUUUCAAAGAAGGUGAAUCAGUGUAUGUUUAUUAUAAAUUAGCAGGAAGAACCAACGAGCUUUGGGCUGGAAGUGUUGGAAGUGAAUUUGGAUAUUUUCCAAAGGAUUUACUUGAAAUAAACCAUAUUUAUACCCAUGAUGAGCUAGAAUUACCAACAGAUGAAACAGAUUUUGUUUGUUUUGAUGGAGGCAAAGAUGAUUUUGAUAAUUAUAAUGUGGAUGAACUUUUAAAAUUGUCAGAGGACAUUGUAGCUAAUGAUGCUGAAGCUGAGCUAGAAAUUGAAAAGGAAGAGGAAACUAAGGGGUCUGAUCCUGCGGAAUCUGUUGAUCCACAGAUGGAUGAUCUCGAAGUGGGCUCAGAAGAAAGCAGUGAAGACCAUGUCAGAGUGGAUGAACUGGACAAUUUUCUUUUUGAAAAGGAUGAUAAUGUAGAAGGAGCUCUUGAUUCCAAGAGUGAGGACCUCGCUGUAAAUAGGGAUACAGACAAUCCUCAGGGAGACCAAAGUCAGCCUUUGGAAGAAAUGCAUCAAACUUUAAAAGUGCCAGAACAUGAAAGUGCCAAAAACUCUAGUAUUUCUCAGGGUGAAGCUAAACAAUCAGAUUAUAGAGACAAAGAUGAAGGUGCUUUUACACUUAUACAGCAGGAAGUAUCAGAGAAGCUCAAAACAAAAUUUGGCUCAACUGCAGAUGUUCUUGUGUCCGAUGAUGAGACAACUAGCCUUGUUUCAUCACUUGAUGGUGAUCUCAUGGAAGAUGUGGAUAUUGACUCUUAUGAUCCAGAAAGGCUGAGAGAACCUAAGGAGCAAUUGGAAGAAAUUCCUUUGCUAUCUUUUGCAGAAAAAGAAAUUAUAUCUUCUGAUGGCCCAAAGGCUGAUAAGAUGUUAUCAGAGGGUAUCCAUGAGUCAGAAAUGAGUGAUCUUGAUGUCACUGGGGAAGGUGUCACAAAAUCUGUUGAUGAGAAAAAAGAGGACUCUGGUUUAUUAACAAAUUUAGGGGAUACAAUUUUUGCAAUUGUCAGUGGAGGUGAAAGAACAGCUGAUGAAACUAAUGGGGACAGGGUUGAUUUAGAGGAGGAGGAGGAGGAGGAGGAGGAAGUAGUCCUAAUCAGCAAAAAAGAAAAUGUUUUGAUUCAUUCAGAGGAGGCGUCAUCAAAAAAUGAUCUCCCAACAUCAGAACAUGAUCAUAUUACAAAGAAAAUACAAAAUGGAGAUGUCAAAAAUCCUAAAGAAAGAAGGUAUAAAACUGAGGACUACAAGGAAGAGUAUUCAAAAAGAGAGAGAGAAAUUGGUACACAAAAACAGUUGCAAAGCACAUCUAUGCAUAAUUUUGGUGCCUUUUCUAAUUACAGAGAUGGCCUGGAAUCUAAAGCACCUAUGGAAACAAAGGAAGAAAGUCUAAAACCACCUAUAGGUGACAUCAAAGAUGAUCCAGAAGGGCUCUCUCUUCAUAAAAUAAUACAAGAUGAAGAAAGGGUAGAGGAAACCAUUUUGGAGGAUGGCUUAGAAAAUGAUACAAUACAUAAAAUACCAUGGGAAGAAUUAGAUGAAAAAGAUGAUGUGAAUGAAGAGUCUAUGAACAUAGCACCAGAGGCUAUGGAAGAACUAACAAAUGAGCAUCAAAAUGAUCUGGAUGAAACUAAUCUUUUCUCAAGUAAAACAAAGCAUGAGGCACAUCAAAGUGAAGAAGAUUUUGAACAAACAGAGAUAUUCAGUAAGGAGAAGCAAACAAAUGCCUCUGCUGUGGAAAACAUUUCCACUAAAGGAAAUGCUGAAGUUAAUAUCAAACAAUCCAAACAGGACACUGAAAACCAAUAUUUAGAUGCCCAUGAGAGUCUUAUGAGAAGUACUGAGAAGCAAACACUAGAGGAAAGAGCUGUUAUAGAAAAAUCCAUGAGCCUCACACAGCAUGGAAACCUUACUCAUCAAAACAUUGUUCAUAAGGAAGCUGAACACAUGGACGAAGGUAUUGGUGCAAAUCCAGGCAGAGAGAAAUCGCCCAUAGCAGAAUUCCAGUCUGUGGAGAGUGAAGUUCAAGAAGACAACAUAGAAGAAUCGGAAGAGGAACUACUACAGGAUGAGAAUGCUGUUAGCGCAAAACUAUCUAAAGAGAGACUUGCAGAUGAGCAAAGUUUUACAUUAGGUAUCCAAAGUGCCAGCCCUCCAGUGGAAAUGCCAAAUGAUGCUAUUUCAAGAGCUGCUAAUCCUGUUGAUGAAACGGGAGAAGAAGCAAUGACAACACUUGAGCAGGACAGAAAGGAAGGCAGCAUGCACCAUUUGAAUGAAGAGUAUGAAAGCAUGCAAUUAAACAAAGUUUCUCAAAUGACUGAGAUGAUAGAAGGCAAAAAGGAGGAGCAGGAAGAGCUGAAGCUACCAGAAUUACCCGAUGCAGAAAAUUCUGUGGUUGAAGAAAAAAAUCUCUUCCAGGACAAAAUGUCAAGCAAUUUAAAUAUUUCUAAAGUAAAAGACGACAAGGAUGACUUUAAUGAAACAGAGGAGCAUCUCAGUGAAGAUUCUUUACAGAAAAAAUUUACAGACAAAGACCAGCAUUCCUAUCAUCCCUCCAGGCCUAGGAGUGUUUCAGAAAACAAAAAGGAAGCUGUAGAACCAGAAUACAGUGAGUCUGUGAGAGAACUCACUAUAAUGAAGGCAUUUCUUGAUGAAAAACAUAUCGCACGCUUACAAAAAUAUCUUGGACAGCAACAUGUUUUCAUGAUAGAAUCCUUGUUUCAUGACAUGGAGUUGGAAUUAAUGGUUGCUCAGAAACAGAACAAAAACCAUGAAGACAUUGAAAACGCUUUGGACCAGAUCCUUGAAUCUUCAGAAUAUAACAUUCUGGGUGUUGUGGACAAAAUUUUAGAUUCAAGAGCGCUAGAAAACAAAGAAGAAGUUGUGAGAGAAAUUGAUUUGUUUGAUGAAGAAGCUGCCCUAUUGGAUGAUAUUCAGGAACUAAUGUAUUCACUAAGACACAAAUACUCUCCCAUUAGUGAGAGUGCUCCACUUGCAUCCCCUCUAGAAUCAGAGAUGGAUUCUAAUGUACUUAUUACAGCUAAUGCAGAACAGACUGGCGGUGACAGGUAUGCCAUAGACAGCCCAGCAGAGAAGACAGAUCAAAAGCUCCCACUACAUACAGAGCAGAUGUCAAAAGAGCAGGCCAUUAUUCAGAUGGAUGAAGCAAAAGAUGUGAAUGUUUUGGCAAAUGCUGGAACUGUGGAUGAAAAAGAAAGCAAGGACAGUUUUGACAGUGAGAAGAAAUUGCCCCAUGUGGAUACAGCUCCUGAACCAGUUGAUUCUAGGACAAACACAGAUGAUUUUAUUACAGGUACAUCUAACGCUAAAGAUAAUACCAUGGAAGAGGACAGUAAUCCAUCAGAACCAGACACUGCUGCUCCACAAAUUCUUGCUGCCUUGGGUGCUGCAGUCCUUUUAGCCAAAGAAAAUAUGCGACCCGUCACAGAGAUUCUGGUUUCAACACUGCCUGAAGACAUGCAGCCUGGACCUGAUUUCCAUGGACUUCCUUGGGAGCCAGUUGUCUUAACUGCCUUGGUUGGAAUUGCUACAGUUGCCAUUUUUUUCUGGAGAACCUGCUUAUCUGUAAAAAGUAGAAUGUAUCAAGUGACAGAAAAUCAGCUUGUUGAAAAAAUUAAAAUUCUCAUAAAAGAAAAGGCAGAAAUCUUAGAAAAGAUGUCACAAUUUGAUCAAAAGAUAAAGGAAGCAAAGGAAUCUAUGAAAGAGACCCAGAAACAGAAUACACAUCUCUCUGAUGAAGCUGCAGGGCUUAAGGACACAGUGAAGAAGCUUAAAGAAACAAACAGUUUUUUAGAUGAUAAAGUGAGAAACUUACACACCAUGUUAGAAAUGGAGAAAGAGGAGAACUUGAAGAAACAAGAACAAAUCACAGAAACCCAAAAGUCUUUGGAGAGACUCCAAGAAGUCAUCGUAUUGCAUUCUGUAGAGCUUUCUGAGGUGCAGAGCGCUCUCAGUGAAGCUAAACUAAGUGAAGAAAAGGUGAAGUCUGAGUUGCAUCGUGUGCAAGAAGAGAAUGCAAGACUAAAAAAGAGCAAGGAACAGCUGCUUCAAGAAGCAGAAGGUUGGAAUGAGAGGCAUGCUGAGCUCAGUGAGCAGAUCAAAAUGUAUCAGAAGUCUCAAAAAGACACUGAAGAAGCACUUGCCUACAAGGAAAAUGAAAUUGAAGUUUUGACUAACUGCAUUAUGCAGCUGAAACAGCUUGAUGUGGAUUCUGAGCCUGGUGGGAAGCAGGAUGAAGGAAAUGAUUUGGCUAAUGGAGGGCUCACAGAUACCAGGAAUGAAAAGAUGAAAAAUCAGAUUAAGCAGAUGAUGGAUGUUUCACGGGUAAAAACAACAUUAUCAAUCAUUGAAGAAGACAGAGAUCUCUUACAGUCCAAACUAAAUGAUGAAAUAGUAGCAAGGCAUGAAUUAGAAGAGCAAAUCAAGAAGCUGGAACACGAUUCCUGUUCCUUGCAGACAGCAAAAUCUCAGCUAGAAAGUACAUGUAAAACCCUACAACAGAAAGUGGAGAUUCUCAAUGAGCUUUACCAGCAGAAGGAGAUGGCACUUCAAAAGAAGUUGACACAAGAAGAAUAUGAGCGACAGGAGAAGGAGCAGAAGCUCUCUGCUGCAGAUGAAAAAGCAGUCCUGGCUGUUGAAGAAGUGAAAGUUUACAAGCAAAGAAUUCAGGAAAUGGAGGAAGAAUUGCAAAAAACAGAACGAUCGUACAAAAAUCAGAUUGCUAGUCAUGAGAAAAAGGCCCAUGACAACUGGCUCAUAGCACGUUCUGCAGAGAGAACAUUAGCUGAAGAGAAAAGGGAAGCUGCCAACCUGAGACAAAAGUUAAUAGAGGUAAAUCAAAAAAUAGCUAAUCUUCAGAGACCAUUAAUUGUGAAACCAACACCAGGUCGACCAGACCCCCAAGUCCCUCCGCGCAGAGGUCCAUUGAGUCGUGAUGGAUCCUUUGGACCUUCACCUGUGAGUGGGGGAGCUCCUUCCCCACCACUAAUGAUGGAACCUCCUGUGCGGCCCCUUUCUGCCAAUCCAAGGGAAGGGUCUAGAGGUGAACUUGGUUCUGCUAUGCCUGAUGGCCCUCCAGUCCCAAGAAGGCAUUCUGAGCUGUCAGGAAGAAUAUCUGCUCCAGAUCUUGGUCUUGCUGUAGGAUCCCAAAUCAACUGUGGGCCAAGAACAUCCUCUCCGUCUUCUGCUGUACUGGAUGGAAUGCAAAAUCCUCCCAAAGAGCGUGAAGCCCCCUGUGCUGAUUCUGUUCCACCUUCAUCUGCUGAAUCAACUGUAGUUAAUAUAAGCUCUAAAGGACCACCAUCUUUUACUGGUCCUCCCAUAAUGACAUCUCCAGCAACUGUACCUAUGCCACCUCCUGUUCGAUUUGGACCUCCCCCUCGAGCACCUUAUGGACCCCGUCCUAUUCCUAUCUCUAUAGUGCGUGGUGCUCCUCCUCCACCCAUUCCUAGAGAUUAUCCACCUGGUCCUCCCUUUGGAAUGAGAGACUUUCCACCUGGCCCACUGCCACCUCCAGAGCACAGAGGAUAUCUCCGUGGGCCUCCUCCUUUCCGACCUCCAACCCCCAGAGAUUAUUAUCCUCCACGGCUACCCCCUCAAGGAUUAAGGGACUAUCCCCCUCCUCCAGUCAGAGACUUACCGCCUUCAGGACCCAGUAGCUACCAAGGAGGUCCUCCAUGUCCACCGUCCCCAGCUAGCUCACAGGACUCAGCACAUCAUCCAGAACAGAAACCAUGACUUGAGAUCUCUGGACUGAACUCUACCACGUUUCAUGUGGUGAGGAUUUCAAUGGCUUAGCACAACCAACUCUGUUUUCCUCUUUUAGAUUUGGUUUCAAAGUAGCUUUUUUUUAAAAUGCAAGAAUAAGUUGUCUCCAAUUACUAGCCUUGUGCAUUUUGAUCAUCUUUAAUGAGGACUUGCCCAUCCUCCUGGGCAAGUAUAAUUUUUUCUGUGAUGAACCUGAAGUCUGCUUCUUAUAGCUGUGGUCAGUUCACAGCUCUCAACGUGCAAUAUAUGAAAAGUACCUGUGUAGUUAGUUUUUAAUUAAUGUAGCCUAUGUAACAAAUUGGUGGGUGAUUUCAUAAUUCAAAAUAUAAUCUGAACAUUUCCUGUGGAAAUACCUAUGUAAGAAAUGCUACCCCUUCAACUAUAGCCUACAGUGACUGUAGACCAGUGGUUUACAUAAGGAUUCUAACUCAGACUUUUUAAAAACAUCUGGUGUAAAAGACCAGAGGCUCAAACUACACUGUAUUGGAAGGACAAUUCUAUUAAUAAAGAGAGCGAGAUCA